Molecule: messenger RNA, 6409 nt
Organism: Sinocyclocheilus grahami
Lineage: Eukaryota; Metazoa; Chordata; Actinopteri; Cypriniformes; Cyprinidae
Product: myotubularin-related protein 13-like
Exons: 39
Coding region: 1-5292 (1763 amino acids)
Cellular component (GO): cytoplasm; membrane
Molecular function (GO): guanyl-nucleotide exchange factor activity
Source: RefSeq, a predicted model, not a curated record
AUGGCGGAGAAGAGGGAGCUAGAAGCCAUGGGCUGCUUGGGUCUGAUCUACACCGUGUACAUUGACAGUCUGAGUGUCCCUCUGGAAGGGCUGGUGGCAAACCUCUUCACGUGCUUGAUCCCAGUGGCUGGAGGUUCCCAGAAGCUCUUUUCACUGGGAGCGGGGGACCGGCAGCUCAUUCAGACCCCACUCAAUGACACUCUGCCAGUCAGUGGUAAAAGUGUAGCGCUCCUCUUCCAGCAGUUAGGGAUCCAGAAUGUUCUUAGUCUCUUCUGUGCGGUUCUGACAGAGCACAAGGUUUUGUUCCACUCUUCCAGCUAUCAGAGACUUGGGGAGGCCUGCCGUGCCUUAGAGUCCCUCAUGUUUCCUCUUAAGUACAGCUACCCCUACAUUCCCGUCCUCCCAUCUCGACUGCUGGAGGUGUUGAGCUCGCCUACGCCCUUUAUCAUAGGAGUGCACUCCAUGUUCCAGAGCGAGAUCCAAGAGCUGCUCGAUGUGAUCAUUGCUGACCUUGACGGAGGAACAAUUAAAGUACCAGAGUGUAUACACCUAUCCCAGCUCCCAGAACCCCUGUUGCACAAUACUCAAAAAGCACUGUCCAUGGUUUUGCACCCAGAUCUGGAAGGAGCAGAUAAUGCCUUCCCACCCCCUCGUUCUGCUCCAUCCAACCUCAAACUGCUGGAUAAGGAGGUGAGGGCGGUCUUCCUGCACUUGUUUGCACAACUCUUACAGGGCUACAGGUCCUGUCUGCAACUCAUUCGCAUCCAUUCCGAACCUGUGAUUCACUUUCAUAAGGCUGCCUUCCUGGGCCAGCGGGGCCUGAUAGAAAAUGACUUCCUGACCAAGGUGUUGGAUGGCAUGGCCUUUGCGGGAUUCGUGUCUGAACGGGGACCUCCAUACAGAGCCUGUGAUCUGUUUGAUGAGCUGGUGGCUUUAGAUGUAGACUGCUUUAAGGAGGAAGAGGAGAACCUGGUCAAAUUCCAGAAGCGCUUGCGAGAGCUGUCCGAGCAACUUUACAAAAACGAGAACCCAAACCCCCACAUGGCCUUCCAGAAAGUGCCUCGGCCCACCGAGGGCUCACACCUGCGGGUGCAUGUGGUGCCCUUUCCCUUGUUGGAGGAGGAAAGGGUGGAGGAGUUGAUACAGGAGGGCCUGGCCAAGCAGCACACCGCCCCUAUCAGUACCCGUCCAGAGAGGAAGUGUAUGGUGCCUGCUGGACCACCUGUGGUGUCUAUCAUGGGCAAGCCCAGCUCGGUUUUUAACAGUGCUCGUAGACUGGAGGUGGUCCGGACGUGCAUCGGUUUCAUCUUCGACAACAAGACUCUGGAGACAGAGAAGGCACUCCCUGCGGCUCUUCGGGCGCUGAAAGGCAAAGCAGCACGCCAGUGCCUGACCGAAGAGCUCAGCCGCCACGUGCAGCAGAACCGUGCUAUCCUGGACCACCAGCAGUUUGAUCAUAUCGUUCGCAUGAUGAACUGUGCUCUACAGGACUGCUCCAGCUCGGAGGAAUACACUGUAGCCGCCGCCUUGCUGCCCCUGACAACGGCCUUCUUACAGAAACUGGCAGCUGGCGUGGACCAGUUCGCCUACACCUGCAUACAAGACCAUCCCAUCUGGACUAAUCAGCAAUUCUGGGAGGCCACCUUCUACUCUGAGGUGCAAAACCAGAUCAGAGCGCUUUACCUCACCGCCCCUGAGGAAAAACAACUCAUCACCACCAAGAUCAAGAAACUGGCAGCUGGCGUGGACCAGUUCGCCUACACCUGCAUACAAGACCAUCCCAUCUGGACUAAUCAGCAAUUCUGGGAGGCCACCUUCUACUCUGAGGUGCAAAACCAGAUCAGAGUGCUUUACCUCACCGCCCCUGAGGAAAAACAACUCAUCACCGCCAAGAUCAAGUGUUGUGCAAUAAACAGUAUUGCAGGGAGUGUGGCCGAGAGCUUUGACACUGAGAGCGGAUUUGAAGACUCUGAGACCAGUGAUGUUGCCAACUCUGUGGGGAGAUUCAUCUCUCGUUUCAUUGACAAAGUGUGCACAGAGAGUGGAGUGACACAGGAUCAUAUCAAGAGUCUGCAUAGUAUGAUUCCAGGUCUUGUGGCAAUGCAGAUGGAGACUUUAGAAACGGUUCACAGAGAAAGCAGAAGACUGCCUCCCAUUCAGAAGCCCAAGAUCCUGCGGCCUGCCCUGCUACCCGGAGAGGAGCUGGUGUCCGAGGGGUUACGGGUGGUCUUAGACCCUGACGGUCGAGAAGAGGCCACCGGCGGGCUUCUGGGAGGGCCACACAUCCUGCCAGCAGAGGGAGCACUCUUCCUCACCACUUACCGUAUCGUUUUCAAAGGCACUCCUCAUGACCCACUAGUUGGCGAACAGGCCGUAAUCAGGAGUUUUCCAGUAUCCACUUUAACCAAGGAGAAAAAAAUCACCAUUCAGAACCAGCUACAGCAAAACAUGCAGGAGGGGCUUCAGCUAAGAUCCGCCUCCUUCCAGCUAAUUAAAGUGGCGUUUGAUGAGGAGGUGAGCUCUGAGAUGGUAGAGAUCUUCAGGAAACACCUGCAACGGAUCCGCUACCCACCAUCCAUCUUCAGCACCUUUGCCUUUGCAGCAGGACAGACAGCACCACAGCUCAUAUUACCCAAGCAGAAAGAGAGAAACACGGGCUUCCGAACACUAUCGAAGACCAUUGUGAAAGGGGCUAAAAGGGCAGGCAAGAUCACAAUGGGCCGCCAGUCCACUAUGAAGAAAAACGAAAAGGGCAGUCGCAUGACGUGGCAUGAGGAUGAUGACAUCUCCAUCUCAGAUGAUGGUGAGCCCCCCACCAGCAGCACACUGAAGGCCUCAGAGAAGUCCACUAUGGAGCAGUUAGUGGAGCGAGCCUGUUUCCGUGACUAUCAGAGGCUGGGCUUGGGUACCAUUAGCGCUAGUUCCACACGGUCUAAAAGCGGAGAGCAGUUUCGUGUUACGGCAGUCAACAGGCUCUACUCGUUGUGUCGCAGUUACCCGGGUCUCCUGGUGGUGCCUCAAACUGUUCAGGACAGCAGCCUCCAUAAGGUAUCCCGCUGCUACCGGCACAACCGUCUGCCAGUCGUGUGUUGGAAACACCCUCGCACCAAAGCGGUUUUACUUCGUUCAGGUGGUUUUCACAGCAAGAGUGUGGUUGGACUUUUCAAGUCUCAGAACCCUUCUUCAGCAGCUCCGACUUCCUCAGAGACCUCCAGCAGUCUGGAACAGGAGAAAUACCUGCAGGCCAUCCUCAGCUCCAUCCCCAUCUACUUCAAACCCAACAGCAACAACACCCUCACCAACCGCUCCCUCAUCGGCUUGUCCCCAGGUAUUGCAAAGAUAUCAGCGGAGCUGCUAAUGACUGUCCUGUCUGUCUUCAGAGGGGGUGAUUGUUGCAUGUGUGUGAAUUUUAUUUUCUGUUUUUAUUUCCUGGUUCUCUAUGCCACCACCAACUCCUGCACCUUUAAUCUACCAGUACUUGGGUACAGAGAUAAACUAUUCACUCACUCAAACCAAAAAGCUCCAGCUAAGGGAAGAAUUCACAAUCAAGGUGUGUGGGCUAGUCUGCGCUCUAGCAGCAGAUUCAUCCAGCAAUCCGCUGCUGCCGACAUGGGCACGCGGUUGGCUGGCAAGGAUCUGGCGCCCCCUACAGGCAUUGAGAACCUCCAGGCCAAACUCCUCAAGCAUCAAGCCGCGCUCUACAUCUUUGGCGAAAAGUCUCAUCUCAGGGGCUUAAGACUGGACUCAGCACUGAACUGUGAACUGGUGCCGGUAGAGUUUGCAGACACAAAACAGGUGAAGGGCUCCUUGAAGAAGCUUCUAAGAGCGUGUGCACCCAGUUCCAUGUCCUCAGACACAGAGGACUCGUUCCUUAAGGCUCUGGAGGAGAGCGAAUGGAUGCUACAGCUACACAAGCUGCUGCAGCUGGCUCUGGUUGUGGUGGAGUUGCUGGACUGUGGAUCAUCUGUACUAGUUAGUCUUGAGGAUGGCUGGGACAUUACCACUCAGGUGGUUUCCCUUGUGCAGGUGCUCAGUGAUCCAUUCUACAGGACCUUAGAGGGCUUUCAGGUGCUUUUGGAGAAAGAGUGGCUGUCUUUUGGCCACAAAUUCAGCCAACGUGGCAACCUGACCCCCAGCAGCCAGGGCAGCGGCUUCACUCCCAUCUUCCUCCAGUUUCUUGACUGUGUCCAUCAGGUUCAUUACCAGUACCCCCUUGAGUUUGAGUUUAAUCAAUACUAUCUGAAGUUUCUGGCAUACCACUACGUCUCCAAUCGCUUCAAAAACUUCCUUCUGGAUUCGGACUAUGAGCGCCUGGAGCAUGGCACAUUGUUUGAGGACAAAGGAGAAAAGCAGGCCAAGAGAGGAAUCUGUGUCUGGGAGUGUAUCAACCGAAUGCACCGCAAGAGUCCUCUCUUCUUCAACUACCUGUAUAGUCCCUCAGAGACGGAGGCGGUGUUGAAACCGCUGAUUUCGAUCCCCAAUCUGGCGACAUGGGAGUUCUACACUGGAGAGGCGCUGUCCACAGGCCCCUCUUAUGACUGGUGUAUGCUCGCGAUGCGCUCACAGAGCACAGAAGAGUCAGACACCAUUGCCACCACCAAGAGGAGGAUCGUCUGGCCAUGUUACAGCAGUGUCAGCCGUGCCCAGCCUGAUGCCAUCACCAAACUCUUGGCUGACAUUGAGAGGCUGGAGGGAGAACUGGGACAGCAGUCUGAGCCCUGGCACACCACGCUGGAGAAGGUGCGAGACAGCAUCCAAGAAGACCUCAAACAGGAGGGCAAUCUGCGGAAACCGUCAGUGUCCAUCUCUGGUUUGGUCCCCACCUCCAACCUGCAGGCCUAUCAGCGACACUCCAUGUUGCACCUACCUGACAGCGACCUCGGAGAAGACAGCAGCCGCACUGCAGUCAACGGGGUUAAUCGCAGGGCAGCCACGCUCUACAAUCAGUUUACCCCAAAGAAUGAAGACAAUAGGUCAUUUGAGGGAAUCCUGUACAAGCGAGGGGCAUUACUUAAAGCUUGGAAAGCUAGGUGGUUUGUUCUUGACGUAACAAAACAUCAGCUGAGGUAUUAUGAGACGGAUGAGGAUACAAGCUGUCGUGGCUAUAUUGACCUGGCUGAAGUGGAAUCUGUCCUGAUUGCCACACCAACUAUAGGAGCCCCCAAACACAUCAGUGAAAAGGCUUUCUUUGAUCUGAAGACCACUAAACGAGUGUACAACUUCUGUGCAGCAGAUGCUCAGCGUGCCCAGCUAUGGAUUGAUAAGAUCCAGAGCUGCAUCUCAGAUGCAUGAAGCCUUUUUCUUCAGCACCACCUCUCACUGCAGGGAGACUCACUGUGCAAUUAGUAGGACCAUAGUAAAGCCUUCAGUGCCUGUUGAAAAUCCUGUACCUGAGCAGUGACGUACAAUAACACUGCCCCGUUCACUCGUCUGUGGAGCUGCAUUUCCUGCGUCCCACUACCUGCGCUCAAAAACUUGAUCCUGAGCUUCUGUUUCAGGUGAUUGGUGAAAUGAUGCAAUGCACUACUCUGAUAUUUGCUGAACACACUGCUACAUGCAACUAAGACAAAGCAAUAGCACUAAUCUUAAACUCGGGGUCAAAAUAGUAGUGACAAGAGGUGUGUUCUGCAAAACAAAAAUACUGUUGCUGCUGUUAAAAUGCAAAACAAGCACCAAAAUCUGACAAAUGUUUAGAAAGAUGCACAAUGUGUAAAAGGCAAAUAAUUUGCACUUAUUGAUAUGCACUCCGUACAAAACAGAUUUUUAAUGACUAGAACAACUAGGCUAAAGGCAUUAUGUUUUAACAACACAUAAAAUCUUGGAGCAGACAACUUUAUGCUCUAGUGUGCAAAGUGUGUUUUAUAUAUAUUUGCAAAAACUUUUUUUUCAGUAUGAAUGUUAUACUCAUGCGUAACAGAGUUGUUGUUCUGUAAAUUAUUUUUUAAGCAUUAAAAGUGUCACCUGUGUGUUUUUGUUGAAUGGAGAGUCUUAUGUACAUAUAUUACAAUUUCAGCUUUUUAUAUUCUGCUGAAUAUGCUGUUAAAUAUGUUUUUCUAACCUUUUAGUCUAACUUGAAAUAAACACUCAUAUUUAUACUUAAUUAAAGACAAUUUACGGACCAAGCAAAGCACUUCCUGCCUGAGAUGGUUAUCAGUAAGCCGUUUUGUUUGAAAUGAAGGGAAGAACACUAUAUUUCUCCAUUCUCUGUGAGGUUAUAUGUGAUUUUGAUGGCUUUUUGAGGCACUAAGGUUUUAUCCAUUUGUUUUGGUAGCAUAUCUGCAAAGUUUUAAGAAACACGAAAAAAUAUGAGGCAAGAUGUCUGUUACUGAACCUAAAGUGAUGUUACUGUAUGUACAAUACUUUGUGGUGCCACUAAUGUUUCUGGUUUGUUUACUGUUUUUGGUUAUAU